AUGAUGAGUGAUGCAAGUGACAUGCUCGCUGCGGCUCUGGAGCAGAUGGAUGGCAUUAUAGCAGGUUCGAAGGCGCUGGAGUACUCCAAUGGCAUCUUUGACUGCCAGUCCCCCACCUCUCCCUUCAUGGGGGGCCUGCGGGCGCUGCACCUGGUGGAGGACUUGCGGGGCUUGCUGGAGAUGAUGGAAGCGGAUGAGAGAGAGGGGCUGCGCUGCCAGGUCCCGGACUCGACGGCAGAGACUCUGAUCGAAUGGCUCCAAAGUCAAAUGACUAAUGGACAUAUAUCUGGGAAUGGAGAUGUGUAUCAAGAAAGGCUGGCUCGUCUGGAAAAUGAUAAGGAAUCUCUUGUUCUACAAGUAAGUGUGCUUACGGACCAGGUGGAAGCCCAAGGAGAAAAGAUUCGGGAUCUGGAGUUCUGUCUAGAGGAGCACAGGGAGAAGCUGAAUGCCACAGAAGAGAUGCUGCAGCAGGAGCUUUUAAGCAGAACAUCCCUUGAAACUCAGAAGCUGGAUCUUAUGGCAGAAAUUUCCACUCUGAAGUUAAAGCUUACAUCUGUAGAGAAGGAUAGAUUGGACUAUGAGGACAGAUUCAGAGACACAGAGGACUUGAUCCAGGAAAUAAAUGAAUUGCGGUUGAGAGUGGGAGAAAUGGACAAUGAAAGACUCCAGUAUGAGAAAAAACUGAAAACAACCAAAUCUUUAAUGGCCAAACUUUCUAGUAUGAAAAUCAAAGUGGGUCAGAUGCAGUAUGAAAAGCAGCGGAUGGAGCAAAAAAGCCAGAUGCUAAAGGAUGAGCUAGCAGCUUUGAAAGACAAACUAGAGCAGAAGGAAGCUGAGGUAAAAAGGUUGCAAGAAAAACUGGUUUGCAAGCUGAAAGGAGAAGGAAUUGAAAUACUGGACAGAGAUAUAGAGGUACAGAAAAUGAAGAAGGCAGUAGAAUCUCUAAUGGCAGCAAAUGAAGAGAAGGAUCGGAAGAUAGAAGAGCUUCGGCAAUCUCUGAAUAGGUACAAGAAAGUUCAAGACAUGGUGAUAUUGGCUCAAGGCAAGGAAGGUGACAGUGAAGACUUCUUGAAUUCAGGGUCUGUUUCCACAGUUUUAUUGGACACACCAAGUCUGACUGACCCAGAGAAAAGCCCAUCCCCAACCCCAGUAACAGCAUCUCCGAUCCACGAUGAGUUUAACGUGAAUAUUCACGAAGAGAUCCACACCAGUAUUUUACAGAUUUCAAUCCCUUCUUUUUCAUCAACAUCCAAGAGCUCAGAAACUGUUGCAGAGAAAGUGAAAACACAGCCUAGGCCAGAGACUGCAAGUGAAAUGAGUGAAGGAAGAUCAACAGGUUCCUCCCCAGAAACUCAGCUGUGUGACAGUCCAGUAACUUCUUCGCUGCAGAAGUCCAGCAGUCUGAGCAGUUUGAGAAAAGAGACAUCCGAAGCGGACAGAGACUCUGCACAGAAGCCAACAGAGGUUAAACCUCCUGUGGAAGGUAAUCAUUUCGCAACCCUCCCUCCAAAGUCUCCUCACGGUGGCACAGGCGAUGAGGAUAGUUUUGGUACGCGUAAAGCCAGAUCUUCAUUUGGACGAGGCUUUUUCAAGAUAAAAAAUAACAAGAGGACCGCGAGUGCCCCCAACCUGGCUGAAACGGAGAAGGGAUCUGCAGAUCACUUGGAUCUGGCUGGCUUGCCCCCUCGCCCAAAAGAAACGGAUAGUCUACAGAUGACUCCACCUUCUCCAGAUUCCAAGAAAAAGGCCAGAGGGAUCAAGAAAUUAUUUGGCAAACUUAAAAGAAGUCAGUCUACUACCUUCAACCCAGAUGACGUGUCUGAGACGGAGUUCAAAAGAGGAGGGACAAGAGCAACGGCGGGGCCACGACUGGGCUGGUCUCGAGACCUGGGGCAGUCUCACAAUGACCUGGACAUGCCGUUCGCAAAGUGGACAAAGGAGCAGGUUUGCAACUGGCUCCAGGACCAAGGGCUAGGCUCUUACAUUACUAAUGGCAAACACUGGAUACUGUCUGGGCAAACACUUCUGCAGGCUUCUCAGCAGGAUCUGGAAAAGGAGCUUGGGAUAAAGCACCCAUUGCAUCGGAAGAAGCUUCAGCUUGCUCUGCAGGCACUCGGGUCUGAAGAGGAAAACAAUCAUGGAAAGCUGGAUUACCACUGGGUUACCAGGUGGCUGGAUGACAUUGGCCUCCCCCAGUAUAAGACCCAGUUUGAUGAAGGAAAGGUGGAUGGCCGAAUGCUCCAUUACAUGAGCGUGGAUGACUUGCUGUCCUUGAAAGUUGUCAGCGUCCUCCACCACCUCAGCAUCAAAAGAGCCAUUCAAGUUUUGAGAAUAAAUAACUUUGAGCCCAACUGUCUGCGCAGGAGGCCAUCUGAUGAGAAUAACGUCACACCUUCUGAAGUCACCCAGUGGACCAAUCAUCGUGUGAUGGAAUGGUUACGCUCUGUGGAUCUGGCAGAGUAUGCUCCUAAUCUGCGGGGGAGCGGCGUGCAUGGGGGACUGAUGGUUUUGGAGCCUCGUUUCAAUGUAGAAACCAUGGCACAGUUGCUGAAUAUCCCACCAAACAAGACGCUACUGAGACGGCACUUGGCGACUCAUUUCAACCUCCUCAUUGGGCAGGAGGCCCAGCAGCAGAAACGCGAAGCCAUGGAGUCCCCAGACUACAUCCUCUUAACAGCAACCGCCAAAGUAAAGCCAAAGAAACUUGCCUUCAGCAAUUUUGGGAGCCUGAGGAAGAAGAAGCAAGAUGAUGUGGAAGAGUACGUGUGUCCUAUGGAGCUGGGGCGGGCAUCUGGAAGUGGGUCGAAGAAGGGUUUUAAGCCUGGCCUGGAUAUCCGAGUAUAUGACGAUGACGAUUUGGACAGGCUGGAGCAGAUGGAAGAUUCAGAAGGGACAGUGAGGCAAAUAGGAGCAUUUUCUGAAGGCAUCAACAACUUGACACACAUGUUGAAAGAAGAUGAAAUGUUUAAAGACUUUGCGACUCGCUCUCCUAGCACCAGUAUAACAGAUGAGGACUCCAACGUGUGACAAUAACCACCAGGCACUGACAAAGGCUCACUUUCCUAUGUGCAAGAAACGUCAUCAUUAUACAUGACGGGCAGCAGAUCAUGUACAUUACAUUGCUCUUGCUUCUGUUUGUUAGAAGUAAUAUUGGGGGGUGGAGAAUUUAAAAAAAAAAAAAAAGGAGAAAAAAAAAAAGGUGCCUACUCUAAAGUUGCCAUAAGAAACACCCAGACACUGGUGAAUGGUAAUUGUUUUUACUAUAUUUAAUGUACAAACUGGUGAUAUGUUUCAGAGUGUUGCAUUUAAAUUUACGUGGUAUGAUAGUGCUCCUUUUGCUUAUUCACGGCCUCAGAUAAUCCUUUGUACUGUUUCAAAAUAACAGAAGACGUUAGGUAGAAGUAUUGCGUCUGUAGAUACUGUGCAUCAGUUUUCUCUAGGCUCUCAGCUGAAAAAAGAUGUUACUGCUCUUUUUCAAGUGCAUUUGUUCAGCACAAAUACCAGCUCUGCCCUUCCUACGGUAUCCAGUGUAGGAUUUUAGUCAUCCAUGCCUUGCAUAAGCUCCCCGGUAGCUCUUGACUGUUGCUCUUAUUUUUAUACUGU
Nipponia nippon (crested ibis) is the source of this 3603-nucleotide messenger RNA. The record is from RefSeq and is a predicted model, not a curated record. Lineage: Eukaryota; Metazoa; Chordata; Aves; Pelecaniformes; Threskiornithidae.